AUGUCCAAGGCGCGAGGAGGUGCGGCUGUCGACCAGAUCGUCAAGCUCGUCGUCGGAGCAGGGCAGGCGAGCCCGAGUCCGCCUGAGUUCAACGCAAGGACGGGACACAUCAAUCCGGGCACGCCACUGCCCGUGCGGGUCACCGUCAGACCGGACCGGACAUUCCACUUCGAGGUGCGGACGCCACAGACAUCCUGGCUGCUCCUCAACGCCGCAGACGCGCCGAUGGGCAAGAAAGGCAGGAGGAAGGGAGCCGCGAAGCCAGGCCACGAGGUCGCUGGCACCGUCAGCCUGAAGCACGUCUACGAGAUCGCGAAGGUCAAGCAGUCCGAGCUGCGGCUGUCCGGCCUGUCCCUCGAGGGGCUCUGCAAGUCUAUCAUCUACCAGGCUAGGUCGAUAGGAAUCAACGUGGUGGCAUGA
Molecule: messenger RNA, 420 nt
Organism: Diaporthe citri
Lineage: Eukaryota; Fungi; Ascomycota; Sordariomycetes; Diaporthales; Diaporthaceae
Exons: 2
Coding region: 1-420 (139 amino acids)
Biological process (GO): translation
Cellular component (GO): ribosome; mitochondrial large ribosomal subunit
Molecular function (GO): structural constituent of ribosome; large ribosomal subunit rRNA binding
Source: RefSeq, a predicted model, not a curated record